Messenger RNA from Racocetra persica, 945 nucleotides. The record is from the annotation of a GenBank genome assembly. NCBI's taxonomy places the organism in Eukaryota, Fungi, Glomeromycota, Glomeromycetes, Diversisporales, Gigasporaceae.
AUCAAGAUGGAAAAGACAAUCCUUUGAACGACAUUAAUAUCAGUGCUGUGGGUUCUGCAGCACGCGUGUUGAAUAAAAUUUCAAAUCGUGAAGGUGAAGCAUCGGAUCAAAAACAAAAUACUAGUAUCGAGUCGAAACCUGCCUCUUCCAAAACAACAAAAGUUACACCACCUGUUGCGGGAUCUAAACCUAAGAAAUUGCCAUAUAAUGCUGCAGCAUACACACGUGGUCUCGCAGCUGCCUCAUUUACGUCGACGGCAAUGACGCCGGUGACCGUAAAUGAAAAUGCACUUAUCGACGAAGAUGAAUUUAUGUUUAAGGAAAUUAAAGCUAAAGGUUAUGUCCGUAUAACGACUAACCUUGGUAAUUUGAACGUAGAACUUUUUUGCGAUAAGUCGCCAAGGGCUUGCUUUAAUUUCAUCAUGCUUUCCAAACAAGAAUAUUAUAACGGGACAAUAUUUCAUCGCAAGAUCAAAAAUUUUAUGAUUCAAGGCGGGGAUCCUACUGGUACUGGUAAAGGGGGAGAGUCAUAUUGGAAAAAAGAUUUUGUAGACGAAUUUAAAAGCAAUUUGUCCCAUAAUGAACGAGGUCUUCUAAGUAUGGCAAAUAGAGGAAAGAAUACUAAUUCAUCUCAGUUACCAUGUGUACACUUGGACAACAAACAUACAAUUUUUGGGAAACUAGUUGGAGGAAAAGAUGUUCUAGAUAAAAUGGAAUCUGUCCCUACUGAUGAUUCUGAUCGUCCGUUAAAUGAGAUUAAGAUUGUUAGCAUAAAUGUAUUUGUGGAUCCAUACGAAGAUUACAAAAAAAAUCUUGAAAAAAAAUUGAAUCGACAAUCAGCAGAAACACCAAAUAAAAAACCACGAAAAAAUGAAAAGGACUCAACAACUAAUUGGUUCGGUAACAAAUUAGCAUCAUCAUCUAGUAUAAGCAAAGAAGAUAAUU